AUGCCUGCAUCAGUAGCCUCCGCGCCGGUGAACCGCACAUCAACCAAGUCUGCCGCCUCGCGCCCCAAGAAGGCAGCCUCGACCGCAGGCAAGAAGACACAAAGCACUACCAACGGCGCAUCGAACGGCAUCCAGCAACACGCAUCGCCCUACACCAUCAUGGCUUCCCGAAUUGCAAACCGCGUCGCCGAGAUGGCGGAGAACAUGACCUUUGUUGAGCGCGACAGGGCACCACCCCAGUCGGAGCAGAAGCAAGUUGAAAAGCCCGCGCCCGCGACCAAGAAGCCGCCCAGGAAGCUCGAAAUGCGGCUGCCCAACUCGGGCGCCUCUCCCACCAACAUCACCUUCAGCGCGCCGUUCCUCGACAACACACUCUCCAAGCUGCUGACGCUGCAGAACCGCAUGCUGACUGUGUCCAACGACAUUGCGGCGAGCGAGGACGUCGACGACAAGACCAAGCAGGAGCAGUUUGCGCAGAGCGCGGAGCUGAGCAGGAUCAUUGCGCUGAUUUGUGCGGAGAAGGCUAGGCAGGGCGCCUAG
This is a messenger RNA of Ascochyta rabiei, 540 nucleotides long. RefSeq lists its product as uncharacterized. The record is from RefSeq and is a predicted model, not a curated record. Bases 1 to 540 code for a protein of 179 amino acids. The transcript is spliced from 2 exons. NCBI's taxonomy places the organism in Eukaryota, Fungi, Ascomycota, Dothideomycetes, Pleosporales, Didymellaceae.